GGCCUGAUCUCCCCAGGGGACAACUUGGGACUUUGCUCUUGCUUGAACUCCCCGCUCAGUUCGGUCCUUGCCACCACCCGGGGCGGCUUUGUAUUCCCCGUACAAAGGAGGAAACAACCCGCUCUCCCGCGCACGGAGGGGCAGGUGCAGCAGCAGAGGAGAGGUCUCGCUCUCAGGCAGCUGGCAGCGAACCAGGCGAGAGCCUGCGCCGCAUCCCCCUUAGAGCCCGGGCGGGCAGAGCGGAGGAGCGCGCGCGCGCAGGCGGGCGCGGGGGAAGCUGCUGCUGGCCUGUGUGCGCGCCUGCCUGGCUCGCGGCCACCGGCACCCAGCUCGGGUUGCAUCAGACAAAUCUCCCAGCUUGGGCCGCCUCCCCCUCUGCCCCUGCUUGUCCCCGGGAGCGGGGCACAGGUGUUCACUUCGCCCCCGCGCUGCUGCAGCUGCUCCCGGCAAAGCUUCGGACCUGCGAGCCGCUGGCACCAAAGAUCCUGCAAAAAUGCUGUGGAAAGCUCAUCAGCUGUUGAGGAAAUUCUCCACCACGGCCACAGCUUAUCAACGUAAGCUAAAGCUAGCUCUGAUAGGUCAGAGUAUUUUUGGUCAAGAAGUGUAUAGACACCUGCAGAAAGAGGGACAUAGAGUCGUGGGAGUGUUCACCAUUCCAGACGUGAAUGGGAAAGCUGACCCUUUGGCACUGGCAGCAGAGAAAGAUGGCACCCCUGUUUUUAAGUUCCCCAGAUGGAGAGUUAAGGGCAAGCCUAUCCGGGAAGUAGUUGAAGCCUACAAAUCAGUUGGAGCAGAUCUAAAUGUACUUCCAUUCUGUACGCAGUUCAUCCCCAUGGAUGUUAUUGACAGUCCUAAGCAUGGAUCAAUUAUCUACCAUCCAUCCAUCCUUCCCCGCCACAGAGGAGCUUCAGCUAUCAAUUGGACUUUAAUUCAAGGAGAUAAAAAAGCAGGGUUUACUAUUUUCUGGGCUGAUGAUGGUCUGGACACUGGACCAAUUCUUCUGCAGCGGGAAUGUGAUGUAGGACGGAACGAUACUGUGGAUGACUUAUAUAAUCAUUUUCUUUUCCCAGAAGGCAUAAAAGCAAUGAUAGAAGCUGUCCAGCUAAUUGCUGAUGGUAAAGCUCCUCGGAUACCUCAGCCUGAAGAAGGGGCAACAUAUGAAGGGAUCCAGAAGAAAGAAAAUGCAGAGAUUUCUUGGGACAAGCCUGCAGAAGCUUUGCAUAACUGGAUCCGAGGGCAUGAUAAAGUACCUGGAGCCUGGACAGUGAUUGAUGGCCAGAUGGUUACUUUCUAUGGGUCAUCAUUACUUGAUGGGCCAGUGCCUCCUGGACAACCGUUGGCAAUAAAAAGCACCACAAAACCUGGGCUUAUAACCAAAAAUGGCCUAGUUCUUUUUGGUAAUGAUGGAAAGAUGUUGUUGGUGAGAAAUCUACAAUUUGAAGAUGGAAAAAUGAUCCCUGCAUCUAAAUACUUUUCAUCUGAUGAGAUGUCUGUCAUAGAACUUACAGAAGAGGAGAAAAAGAUGGCGGAAGAUAUCAAGUCCAUUUGGAAGGGAAUUUUGAGCAGUGUUGCUGUAAUUGAGGAUUCUACAGACUUCUUCAAAUCUGGAGCAUCCUCGAUGCAUGUUGUCAGAAUGAUUGAAGAGAUCAAACAAAAAUAUGGUGGACUUCAGCUGCAGAAUGAAGAUGUGUAUAUGGCCACUAAGUUUGCAGACUUUAUUCAGAUGGCUGUGAGGAAACUUAGGGGAAAGGACGAAGAGGAAGAAUUAGUCAUAGAUUAUGUUUCAAAAAAUGUUAACAAUAUGACUGUGAAGAUGCCUUACCAGUGUUUUAUAAAUGGACAGUUUAUGGAUGCUGAAGAGGGAAAAACAUACGACACUAUAAACCCAACAGAUGGAUCAAUAAUAGCAAAGGUGUCUUAUGCUUCAGUGGCUGAUGUUGACAAGGCAGUAGCAGCAGCAAAAGAUGCAUUUGAAAAUGGUGAAUGGGCAAGAAUGAAUGCAAGGGAAAGGGGGAGAUUAAUGUACAGACUUGCUGACCUGAUGGAAGAACACCAAGAGGAAUUAGCAACAAUUGAGGCCAUUGACUCAGGAGCUGUCUACACUUUAGCUUUGAAGACCCAUGUAGGAAUGUCUGUGCAAACAUUCAGAUACUUUGCUGGAUGGUGUGACAAAAUUCAGGGUUCUACAAUCCCAAUUAGCCAGGCCCGCCCAAACCAUAACCUAACAUUCACCAAGAAGGAACCCAUAGGAGUCUGUGCGAUUGUUAUCCCCUGGAAUUACCCACUGAUGAUGCUUGCAUGGAAGAGUGCAGCAUGCUUGGCUGCAGGCAACACGUUAGUUCUCAAACCAGCACAGGUCACUCCUUUGACUGCCUUAAAGUUUGCAGAGCUCUCAGCUAAAGCAGGAUUUCCCAAAGGCGUUAUAAAUAUUCUACCUGGUUCAGGUGGUUUAGUGGGACAGCACAUGUCUGAACACCCAGAUAUCCGCAAACUUGGAUUUACUGGUUCAACUCUUAUUGGUAAACAGAUCAUGAAGAGCUGUGCAGUCAGUAAUCUGAAGAAAGUCUCCCUUGAACUUGGUGGUAAAUCCCCACUGAUCAUUUUUGAGGACUGUGAACUUGACAAAGCUGUGAGAAUGGGCAUGGGAGCAGUAUACUUCAACAAGGGAGAAAACUGCAUUGCAGCUGGAAGACUGUUCGUGGAAGAAUCAAUUCAUGAUGAAUUUGUUAGGAGAGUGGUGGAAGAAAUCAAAAAGAUGAAAAUUGGUGACCCGCUCGAUAGAGCCACAGAUCAUGGUCCACAGAAUCAUAAGGCUCACCUGGAAAAGCUGCUGGAAUAUUGUGAAAUUGGAGUGAAAGAAGGAGCAACAUUAGUGUAUGGAGGAAGACAAGUAUGUAGACCAGGUUUCUUCAUGGAACCCACUGUAUUUACAGAUGUUGAAGACCAUAUGUACCUUGCCAAGGAAGAAUCCUUUGGUCCUGUUAUGGUAAUUUCAAAGUUUAAGAAUGGGGAUGUCGAUGGAGUGUUAAAACGUGCAAACAACACAGAAUAUGGCUUAGCUUCAGGGGUUUUCACAAGAGACCUAAGCAAAGCUCUGUAUGUUAGUGAAAAUCUAGAAGCAGGAACAGUUUUCAUUAACACAUAUAACAAAACUGAUGUGGCAGCACCAUUUGGUGGAUUCAAACAAUCUGGCUUCGGAAAAGAUUUAGGUGAAGAAGCUCUUCAUGAGUACCUCAGAACUAAAGCUGUAACUGUGGAGUAUUAAAGAAACAGCUCAGCCUGACUGCCAAACAACCCCCUUGCUGAUAGCCUCAAUUUUAAGUACUCUGUUAAGCACUUAAUACAAUGCCCAGGAUAUACUUUCUGAAGUAGUAUCACUAACAAAAAGCAAAUAGUAUUUAUCCAUGGAAAAUUGUAAGGACCAAAUUCUAGCCCCACUAAAGUCACAAGGAAUUCGGCAACUUACUUUAGUGGAACUAGAAUUUGAUCUUUACUUAUCUAAAUGUCCACAUACCUAAACCUUCCGAGUUGUUCUUAACUCAGGCAAUGGGAGAUUGCUUAUGUAAGACUCAAGGAUUGGGCCCAUGAUGUGCCUAAGUUUUUUAUUAAUGAGAGAUGUAUUUUACAUGAUCAUUUUAAACCUUUUAACAUACAUUUAGUCAUUAAAAUUCUCUUAAAACUGUACUUUAAAAUGCACAUUAUACAGUUUUGUUAUAAAACAGUUCAAGUUUUUCAACAAAAGUAUACAGCUCUGACUUUUCAGCAGUAUUGGAAACUUUAGUGCCAUAAAAUGUAAAUAAAAGCAAGAAAGUGCACUUAUGAUCUUUGUUAAACUAUGAAUAUUAAGCUGAAGUUACUGAAAAUAUUUUCUAUCUUUUUGCAAAUGUGCAAUUUGUAUGGGAUUGUGAAUGGUGGUUACAUUAGUAGAUUUAAACCAGCUGUGUCUGUG
Molecule: messenger RNA, 3949 nt
Organism: Trachemys scripta elegans
Lineage: Eukaryota; Metazoa; Chordata; Testudines; Emydidae
Gene: ALDH1L2
Product: aldehyde dehydrogenase 1 family member L2
Exons: 23
Coding region: 494-3265 (923 amino acids)
Biological process (GO): one-carbon metabolic process; biosynthetic process; 10-formyltetrahydrofolate catabolic process
Cellular component (GO): cytoplasm
Molecular function (GO): formyltetrahydrofolate dehydrogenase activity; aldehyde dehydrogenase (NAD+) activity
Source: RefSeq, a predicted model, not a curated record